AUGGCAUCUAAAGCAGCUCAACUAGUGACGGUUACUUUCAAGAACCACGUCUCCAAACAUCGAGGCGCCACUGGUAAAGUCGCUACAGUUACAGUAAACAAUGAAAGACGCCUGAACGUCAUGAACUCUGCUUUGAUGAAGGACUUUAUCAAAACAUUUCAAGAUUUAUCUAUGGAUCCUGAGUUACGAUGUGUCGUGCUAACUGGUGCUGGAAACAAGUCUUUCAUCGGUGGUGCUGAUAUCAGUGAGAUGUAUCAGAAGGAUCAAGAUGGAGCUGAGGCUUUUAUUCGACAAGUUAGCAAGUGCGCUGAUGUUAUAAGAAAAACUCCAGUACCAGUCAUAGGAAGAGUCAAUGGUUGGUGUUUGGGGGCUGGCUUGGAAGUUGCUGCUGCAUGCGAUUUCAGGAUUUCGGCAGACACGGGAACGUUUGGGAUGCCUGAAGUUCGUGUUGGCCUACCAUCAGUCGUAGAAGCUUGUUUAUUACCUGAUCUAAUUGGAUGGGGUCGGACGAGGUAUCUCCUCCUAGUCGGGGACAAUCUUCCCGCAUCUACGAUGCAACAAUGGGGCUUCCUAGAGAAUGUUGUUCCAUUAUCAAAAUUAGAUGACGCUGUGAACGAUUGUCUUGAUGGUAUCGUAGCUUCAGGACCAAGAGCAGUGAAACUUCAAAAGGAACUGAUCACAAAAUGGGAACGGGCAUCCUCGCGAGAAGCGGCCACGGAAGCUGGAGCUAUACAGUUUAGACGUGCUUACGAGACAAAGGAACCACAAGAGUAUAUGGAUGUGACAUUCUUUAAGCGUAACAAGUUGUAA
This is a messenger RNA of Synchytrium microbalum, 810 nucleotides long. RefSeq lists its product as uncharacterized. Gene Ontology annotation, molecular function: enoyl-CoA hydratase activity. The record is from RefSeq and is a predicted model, not a curated record. Lineage: Eukaryota; Fungi; Chytridiomycota; Chytridiomycetes; Synchytriales; Synchytriaceae. The coding region runs from base 1 to 810 and encodes 269 amino acids. Gene Ontology annotation, cellular component: mitochondrion. Gene Ontology annotation, biological process: fatty acid beta-oxidation. The transcript is spliced from 5 exons.